Messenger RNA from Megachile rotundata (alfalfa leafcutting bee), 3184 nucleotides. RefSeq lists its product as uncharacterized. Lineage: Eukaryota; Metazoa; Arthropoda; Insecta; Hymenoptera; Megachilidae. The record is from RefSeq and is a predicted model, not a curated record. Gene Ontology annotation, cellular component: cytoskeleton.
CUUUUAAUUUAAUAAAAAAAACAAGUCAUUCAUCCAUUAUUAGAUUUUUCAAUUUAUAUGCCAUGAAUUCAUUUAAUUCCACGAUUGAAUCUGUUCAAGAUAAUUGUAUUCGUUACAAUGAAGACCACAAUUGUACUGCUACUAAUGAAACUACCGGAGAACUUUGUGGUGAAACUGAAAGUUUGAAAAUUAUUGAUGAAUUACAAAGAUUAUACGAGACUCGUAUUAAAAAUGUUGAUCACGAACUGAAAAGUGAAUUUGAUCAAGCUUGUAUGAAAUUAGAAAUUUCAAAAGAAUGGAUUAGGAAUUUAAGAGAGGAGAACAUCAUGUUGGUGCAAGUAGUUGAAGAUUUAGAACAAAUUGCUUGUAGCAAAGUUAAAUUAUUAGAACAGAAAUUAAGGCAAUCAUCAAUAAUAGUUUCUGAUAAUAUGUCAAAAUCAAAUCGUACAAAAGAAAAGAUAAAUACACUUUCAAAUCGUAUCAGCGAUUUAGAAAAAGAUGAAGAAUAUAUGAGGCAGAAAAUUGAAUUUCUUCAGAGUGACAUUAGAGGACUAUUGGAAUUAAUACGGCGUGCAGUACAAGAAAACAAGUGGAAUUUGGAUGGCAUAAAAUUUUUGGAAAUACAACCUAGUGACAUUCCUGCUCCUAUGAAUUGUACCUGUGACCAGGGAGAAAUGAGUUACAGAAAGAUGCAAUCUUUGAAAGUACAAAUUGAACAAUUGCAAGAAAAGGAAAAAAAUAUGAUUGCAUAUCAAAAAGAAUUGGAAGACAAAUUAAUAGAUCUCAACACAAAAUUACAAACUAAGGAAGAUGUAAUAACAAAAUACAUUUCUCAAUUUCAAAAUUUUAGUGAGAAUCUUAAAAAACAAGCAAAAUUUGAAGAUGAAAAUCCAUGCAACUCGUUUAUGGCGGGUAAUAAAAAAACUUGUGAUUUUCAGGAAACAUGCAUUGCUUCAAAUGACUGUGUUGAUAUGAAAACAUGCCAACAGAAUCAAGUAAUAUCAUAUUUAACAAAAGUAAAAUCGUUGAUGGAACAAGAAAAGGAAGAUCUCCUCAACUUAAAAAUAGAAUUGGAGAAGACUAUUGAAAAAUUAUGCUGUGGAACAGAUGAAGAACAUGAAUGUGAUGUGAAUGACGUAAUGCAUAAAGUAACAAAAACUAUUGAAUAUAUAAAUAAAAUAUACUCAAAAAAGGAGAAAUCAAUUGCAGUAAUUAAGUCAUUAUCACAUAUAAACAUUAAUGGACACUUUAAAUUAAUGGAGACACUUAAAGCAUGUGCAAGUGAAGCGCAAGUUACCAUGGAAAAUAUUAAGGAUGAAAUGAACGUGAUUGUUUCUACAUUUAAGUUUAAACAUGAUAAGUAUGCUGAUUUAAACAAAGAAGUUCUGGAUGUAGAAAAUCAAUUAAUAAGAACUCAAGAAAAAAUUUCAGAGACAAUUAAUCAACUGCAAUUACAAGAAGAGGAAAGAACGAGACAUAAUCAAAGAAUAACUUCAGGAAACAUUAAAUUAAAAGACAUCAAAAAUGAAAUAAAUCAUAUUCAAUCUCGAUUUUUGGUGCAUAUUAAUGGAAUACGAAAUAAUGAAAGUCUUAUGACAGGGUAUACAGAAAUGUGUAUGUGUAAUGAUUUAUUAUAUUCAGUGAUAGAAGAAAUAGAACAAACAUCACACAGCUUACAAAGAUGCUGUUUCACAUCAGAUCUUGAGGAACUAAAGAAUCAUCUUCAUAAAGCUAACUGUUCCAUAAAGAAAUUACAGGAAAAGGCAGAUGAAGCAUUAACAGAACAUAAUACAGUUGAAACGACAUUUUCUCAAAAGGAACAAAAAUUGGAACAAUUAGAAAAAGAGAUUGAUACAACUCAUUUAAAAAUACAAAACAUAUUGGAAGUAAUUAAAUCUUCAAAUGAGCAGAUAUCUGAUGACAAUAUUGCAGAGUCUCAGCUGUAUACACAGGCUUUAAAUGAAAUAUUGCAAACUAAACAAAAUUUAUAUAAGUUAAGAAAGGAGCAUGACGAAUUAAUGUUUAAAAUUUCGCAGAAAACACUUUAUCAAGAGUGUGAUGAAAAAACGUGUUUAUGGAAAUCUAGAGUAACUGAUUUACAAGAUCAAGUUAAAAUACUGCAGCAUGAGACAAAGUGCAACGUAGAAACAAAUAAUUUUCUAAGAAAUAGUAUUGAGUCAAUGGAAGAAGAACUUCGUAGAGCGCGAGUAAAGUCAGAAAAUUUCAGACGAUCUCAUUCUAUAGACAACAUGGAAUUAAAGAAACAUAUUAUAGAAUUAGAAAAUACUCUUAAACUACAAAGAGAAAUCGAAUGUACUCUUCGGCAACAAUUAAGUGAUAAUGAAAUUGAAUUAAAAAAAUCUAAGGAACUACUGACGUGUUCAAACACUGAACAUAAUACUGAAGAAACAUUGUCACGCUGUGGAUGUUACCAAUUUAGACAUGAUACAAUGACUGUACCACAACUAUUCAAAACACUUCAAGAUACCAUGAAGUCAACAAAAUAUGGUCUUCAAGAACUUAAAGCAGAAUUGAAAAAAUUGUUGUGUGAGGAUGCAUUUAACUACAAUUCUUCAAUAAGAUCCUUGAAGAAUUUAAUGGACAAGUUACAAAAAUAUGAAGAUGAAUUAGAUAGUUGUUCCCAAGAAAUCGAUAAACUUAAAAAUACAUUAUAUUCUAAAGACAAGCUUCUGGAAAAUAUGGAUGAAAUUAUAAGGAUUCAAAAGGAUUCAAUUGUGAUGACACAAGCUGAAUUAAAGGAACUUCAUCAGAAGCUGCAGGAAAAGAUUGAUAAUCAGGAUCAAAUAAUCUCUCAAUAUGAAAAGGAGAAAAAAGAAUUAAUAAAACAGAAUGAACUUCAGGUUCAAACUAUUGGUCAUUUACAAAAUGCUGUAGUAGAAGCUAAGAAAUGUAUAGAUCAAAUGGGACAUAAAGCUAUGAGUGAUGUGAGUGAACAGUGGCCUGCAGCUUCAAUAUAUAGUCAGGGCAAUGUGCAUGAUGUUUAAACUUUGACUUGAAAAUGUUAAACCUGUGCAAAUAACAUUUAAAACUAUUUUUAUAGAGUAGUAGAAUGUAAUGCAUUUUCUCCAGCCUUUUUUAAAUUGAUACAGUUAUUUGUUGUAUAGUCAUAUAGUUUUAAUGUUAUUAUUAAUAAUCUUGAAAUAUUGAAAGAUAAAUUAUUUUU